Molecule: messenger RNA, 1382 nt
Organism: Dermacentor silvarum
Lineage: Eukaryota; Metazoa; Arthropoda; Arachnida; Ixodida; Ixodidae
Exons: 10
Coding region: 105-1382 (425 amino acids)
Source: RefSeq, a predicted model, not a curated record
UUUGCCAAUUUCUUUUGGGCAGGGCGUUGCAGGAGAGACUGAGGAGGCGCAGAAGGGCGUUCGCGUCCAGGGACAUCGGAAAUGACGAACCCAGAGAGAGCGUCAUGCAGUACGACAACGAGGCCUUCACGGACGAUGACAAAAGCGAGGAUCGUCCGGCCGCGUCCCCAUCGGUGUCUCCGUCAUCGGCGAGACCAUCGCCUCGUCUUCUGCCACCGCUUCGGGAACGGGUCGCCGAAACCUCAGAUGCAGAUCUCAGCUCCGGGAGCCAGACUCCAAGUUCCGUCGCCAGUUCGAAGGUCAACGCUGCGGACAGAGACCGCAGGCGUCGAAGGCCAUCCGAGACUCGCAGGCCCUGGGAGGGUCAGUCGAGAGCGACGCCUUCAAGGUUGGUGCCGCCGACGCCGCUUCCUCGCAAGGGGCGAAUUCAACAGGCUGAUGUUGAGGAAGAAGUGAUCGAGAAAGCCCUGAGGAAGCGCCGAGAGGCGCUCGCGAGAUGGAAAACCAGCGCCACGUCUGCUCUUCGCCAGUCCGCAGAGUUAGCCGAGAAGACGCUGGUCGAAGAGGCGACGGAGUUUCUCACCCGGAAAUGGACCAAGGAAGUGCCUCCCGGCAGCGCCGAGCAGAAGGAUAAGGAAGUCGAGGAAGCUCGCCGGUCUUCCGCCGUCGACGGCGGAGAAAUCGCGUCCGAAGGCGCAACACCUGACGUCAACGAGCCUGCGGCCGAAGCGGAAGAAGACGGCAAGUGUAAUAAUAACGAAAUAUUUGAGCGCAGCGUUACCAUUCUACUUUGCGUAAUCUUUCAGGCACGCCACGAUCUUACUGACAGCGACGCAGUACUCAGAGCCUUGACUGACGUUGAAUGCAUAUUCGAUCUUUCGUGUCCCGCCUUAGAGGAGAACCUUCUGACGUCUGACGACUACGUUCCCGACGAGCAGCUCGCAUGCAAGAUUGUGAAGGCGGAGUACAACCCCAGGGUCGACACCAACCUGCACUUCCCUUCAUCCUCGAAAGUGCCUUUUUCCGCAAAAUUGGGAGCAGCAGGUGGAAACGAAGACGACUCGGGUGAUCGCACCAGGCCGGGUUCGCCGAUAAGGAAUAACUUACGUCGCUUCGCGAUAAACCAGAUGGAACACCGGUUGAUCAACCAAGGCGAACUGCAAUGGUUCAACAGCGAAGGGACUGUUGACACGUCGCCGAUUACGGUUAGUGAUAAGCCAUUCCGCCUUCGGAGUUGCGAUGAAGACACGAGGGCUUUCAAGCCGAAAUACAGAAAGGCGAUGCACUGCGUUCCAUACCGGUGCGACUCCGAGCCGGAGCUCGAACUGGAGCUGGACGUGUCCUCGCUGAGGUUUCAGCACCACCCUCUGUUCAGCGCCUGA